AUGUCUCAAGUCUCAGGUUUGCCUCUAGAAAUCGUACUCUGCAUCGUCGACAAGCUGGUGGAUGACCCCCGCUGCGUCCUCAAACCGUCCCACCCAACGACCAAAACCCUCCUCUCGUUCACACGGGUCUGCAGGGGAACAUACACUGUGGCGUCGAACCACCUACGGAAGCACUGCGUCUACAUAAACUCUAGACUGCGGCUGGACCAGCUUCUGUAUUGCAUCGAGGCCACCCGCGGCCGAACCAGGAGCAGUGUUGAAGACGACGACGCCAGAUCUUUAAAGCCCAUCACGGCCCUGUACCUCGCACCCUUCGACCGGAGCACCGCAAAUGAUGCAGCGAUCGUGCAUAAGAUUGCCACGCUGUUCGGCCGUGUGCACACCACGCUUACGCGCCUGGUGAUUAAUAUGCCGCUGCACAGCAUACGUUCGACCUACGCCACGGGUGGCGUGCGCCGGACGCUGCGGGAGGCCUUCCUCGCGCUCACGGCCCUCGAGGACCUGGUGAGCCUGCGCGACGAGCUGUUCCUGUACACGAUGGAAGUGGGCGAAGAGGAGAAUGAGGACAUCCCCGAGCCCGAGCCGUGGCGGGCUUGGCCGCGGUUGAAGAGGCUCGCGCUGGACAAGGUGAACGCGGACGAGAACUUUUGGAAGGCGGUGCGGGGCACGGAGGCGCUGGAACAGGUUGUGCUCACGCGGGCGGACUCUCUGGAAGAGGUGUGUAUGAAGAGAGCUUACUUGGGUCUUCACCGCGAGGGCGAGCUCCCGAGACCGUUGCGGGUCGUGCUGGUGAACGUCUCCAUGAUGCAUCCGGACCAAUUGGCUGGGGAAUCGAAUUGGGGGCAGAUCGACCCUAGCAACCUGGUGGACGUCGUGGCAUACGAUGUGCCGGUGAGCUUCUACGGUGACGAGAGCCACCCUGAGCUGUGUAGGGCAUGGGUUAAGGCGGCGGCGCUGAGGGACGAGCUCUGGAGCUGGGAGGGGACUCCGGUCGGACCAAGGCGGGUAGAUAUGUCUGCAGGCGAGGAGGGUGCGCAGGCCUCUGAGCUAUACGUCUGA
Molecule: messenger RNA, 1059 nt
Organism: Cryphonectria parasitica EP155
Lineage: Eukaryota; Fungi; Ascomycota; Sordariomycetes; Diaporthales; Cryphonectriaceae
Exons: 1
Coding region: 1-1059 (352 amino acids)
Source: RefSeq, a predicted model, not a curated record